Fonsecaea multimorphosa CBS 102226 is the source of this 1209-nucleotide messenger RNA. RefSeq lists its product as uncharacterized. Gene Ontology annotation, molecular function: sulfur dioxygenase activity. Gene Ontology annotation, biological process: glutathione metabolic process; hydrogen sulfide metabolic process. The record is from RefSeq and is a predicted model, not a curated record. The transcript has 2 exons. The coding region runs from base 1 to 1209 and encodes 402 amino acids. NCBI's taxonomy places the organism in Eukaryota, Fungi, Ascomycota, Eurotiomycetes, Chaetothyriales, Herpotrichiellaceae.
AUGAUGCAGACUAUCCGCCCUCACGCCGCCAGAGGCACUCAGACGACGGCGAGGUCGCUGUUGACAUCCACCACCCCGAGCCCUGCUUCUAGCAUUGUCAACUCUAGCAGGCAACUUCAGCUUUCUCCGCAUCGGGCUCAGCAGACAGCUGCAUACACAACCAAGGCCUCCGUUAACAACAGCUCUUUGAUCACCACUACGCCCCGCGACGCCCUCUCGAGGAGAGCGCCAGUCGGCGGACAGUACAGCCCUCGAACUGCCAGACCAACUUCGUGGGCACCCAAAGGUCGAUCUUCCUACAGCACCGGAGCCGUUGAAGUCCAGCAACCUAUCGUUCACGAUGUAUUUGAGACCAAGACAGGCACAUGGCAGUACGUGGUUGCAGAUCCAGCCACGAUGACGGCCGCCAUUAUUGACCCGGUCCUGGAUUACGACCCAGCUACCCAGGCUGUCACUACCCAGAGUGCCGAUGCUCUGCUUGCGUUGGUCAAGGAUAAGGGCUACACCAUCGACAUGAUUCUCGAAACACACGCACAUGCCGACCAUCUGACCGCAUCGUCGUAUCUCCAGAAGCGCCUAGCCCAGGAGCAAGAUCGGGCUCCCAUCAUCGGCAUUGGGAAGCGCAUCGGUCGUGUGCAGAAACUAUUUGGGAACAGAUACGGAGUCGCCCCUGAUGAAUACGAGGGCGUCUUCGACAAGUUAUUUGAGGAUGACGAGAAAUUCAACAUUGGGGAGCUGGAAGCUACGGCCCUGCAUCUUCCUGGUCAUACUCCGGACCACCUUGGCUACAAGAUCGGAGACAACGUAUUCUGCGGCGACUCCAUUUUCCACGCCGAUAUCGGCACUGCACGCUGCGACUUUCCCGGCGGCAGCGCCAGCGACCUUUUCAAGUCCGGACGGAGGCUGCUUUCUUUGCCGGACCACGUCAAGAUCUGGACGGGCCAUGACUAUCCCCCAGCGGGGCGCGACGCUCCCGUGCCCUGGAUGACCGUCGAGCAGCACCGGCAACGCAACAAGCACUUGAAGGACGGCACCACCGAGGAGGACUUUGUGGCCAUGCGCAACCAACGGGACGCUGGGCUCGCAGCACCCAGGCUGAUACACCAGUCCUUGCAGGUGAAUAUCCGGGCUGGCAGGCUUCCCAAGGCGACGGAUGCAGGGUUGCGAUUGCUUCAUCUUCCGCUGAAACCGAAGCCUUUGGAGUGGUGA